AUGGCUUCACGAACCUCUCCAUUCAAUUUGGCCACAUGCGCCCGUCCUAACAUCCUAGCACUGCAGCCCUACCGAUGCGCCAGAGAUGACUACAAAGACGAUGGGACGAACGUCCUCCUCGACGCCAACGAGAACGCCUUCGGCCCUGGUCUUGCCCUAAACAGCGAUGGCGCCUUGCAAAAUUCUCAGACCGGCGAUGCCACAGGGGCCUCCAAGCCGGAGAUUGACUUCCUCGGCCUGAACCGUUACCCCGAUCCUCAUCAGAUCGAACUUAAGCAGCUCUUCUGCAACCUGCGCAACACCCACCACCACACCCAAAAGACUCUCCUCCCCGAGCACAUGUUCUGCGGCGUCGGCUCAGACGAAGCCAUCGACGCGCUCCUCCGCUGCUUCUGCGUCCCUGGUAAAGAUAAGAUCCUCACCUGUCCCCCAACCUACGGCAUGUACAGCGUUAGUGCGCAGGUGAACGACAUCGAUAUCGUCAAGGUACCCCUCGACGCCUCAAACGGGUUCCACCUGCAAGCCGAUAAAGUCAACGAGGCCCUGGCCGCCGACCCCUCCAUCAAACUCGCCUACAUCUGCUCACCGGGCAACCCGACCGCAAACCUCAUCCGCAAAGAGGACAUCCGCAAGGUCCUCGAGCACCCAACCUGGAACGGCGUCGUAGUCGUCGACGAGGCCUAUAUCGACUUCGCGCCCGAGGGAUCCAGUCUAGCCGAGUGGGUCACUGAAUGGCCCAACCUAGUCGUCAUGCAGACGCUCAGCAAGGCCUUCGGUUUGGCGGGUAUCCGUCUGGGCGUUGCCUACGCGAGCCCGGAGAUCGCACUUCUACUCAACAGUCUCAAAGCCCCAUAUAACAUCUCCAGCCCGACCAGCGCACUCGCCUCUGCCGCGCUCACAGCGCCCAAUAUGGCCGUCAUGCACAGCUACCGGUCGCAGAUCAUCGCGCAACGCGACCGUCUGCUCUCCGAGCUCCCCAAGAUCCCCGGUGUAGGGAAGUUCCUUGGCGGCAGCGAUGCGAAUUUCCUAUUGGUGCAAAUGUUGGACACCGAGGAUCGACCGAGUAAUGUGAUUGCGCUUGCGGCGUACGAGGCGAUGGCGGAGAAGCGUGGCGUUGUGGUCCGAUUCCGUGGUAAAGAACUCGGGUGCGAGGGCUGUCUCCGUAUCACGGUCGGCACGGAGGCAGAAGUCACCAAAUUCCUGCAGGAACUGCGGGUUGUGCUGGGCAGUCUGCGUUCUGGGGCUGGGAUUCAAUCGCUUCGGGACGAGGCGAAGCGGGAGGAUGUGGCGGCUGCUGUGGUUGGAUAA
This is a messenger RNA of Penicillium bovifimosum, 1308 nucleotides long. RefSeq names its product histidinol-phosphate transaminase. The transcript has 3 exons. Gene Ontology annotation, biological process: L-histidine biosynthetic process. Gene Ontology annotation, molecular function: pyridoxal phosphate binding; L-histidinol-phosphate:2-oxoglutarate transaminase activity. Lineage: Eukaryota; Fungi; Ascomycota; Eurotiomycetes; Eurotiales; Aspergillaceae. The coding region runs from base 1 to 1308 and encodes 435 amino acids. The record is from RefSeq and is a predicted model, not a curated record.